This is a messenger RNA of Ilyonectria robusta, 886 nucleotides long. RefSeq lists its product as uncharacterized. The record is from RefSeq and is a predicted model, not a curated record. NCBI's taxonomy places the organism in Eukaryota, Fungi, Ascomycota, Sordariomycetes, Hypocreales, Nectriaceae. Bases 143 to 766 code for a protein of 207 amino acids. The transcript has a single exon.
GCCCGUCUAUCCUCGCCGCAAUUGGUGAUGGGGGGACUAAGACGGAGGAUCUCUGCACGACAUUACGCGAAGAUCUCCAGCAGCUUUCUCACGCGUUCGUUAGCUAUAGGCUAUGGCUUCCAGGUGAAUCCACGCCCUCACUAUGCCGCUCAUCUACGCCCAUCCCGGAUCUUUCCAAGUUGAGCCGGCCGAGAUGGCCCCAGCUGCUCCGAACCCAGAAGGUUUGGUGCUCGGCCUCAUGGAUCCCUGGCCUCCAAGUGACUGCCACACCCUGCCACCCACCGGUGUUCCUGUCUGGCUAUCGAAGAUGCGGCAUCUGCGAGCACAGAUGCCGAUCUCUUGCCAUAUUACCCCCCCGCAUACGACGCCCAGCGGCGUGGGUGACCCUGCAACCUCCAACUCAUCAAGUCCUCCUGCGUCAACACCCGGUCCGGGCAUCGACUCCUCCGGCAGGUUGUUUCCGAGGUGCUCGUUUCCUUCGUUCUCGCGUAUCCAUUGCGAGUCUCUAGGUGUGAGGUUUGCCGCGGUGGGAAUCUCUCUGGCAAGCGUCCUGCUAGACGACUUACACCGAGUCGCCGGCAUCUUUACCCCGACGCCAGGCAAACUGCGGUCCGGCGUGUUUCCCUUCCCGGUCUCCCGCAGUCUGGCAAUCACAAGACCUUCUUCGGCCGGUGGUUUCUCAGCUGCCUGCAUUGCCUACUCCAUACAAAUGCCGGAUCCUUGGGGGGAAUCGGGCCAAUGCCCACUCGACUUGUGUUGCACUUGACUUCCGGAGCCGAACCCACCCCCAACUUUAGCCUCACGCCCACCCAAUCCGUUAGCUUGACGAAGAAGCACUUUUCAACUGCCAUUGCCCCCUGGGUUCUAUUAAAGUCCCUCAAGUCCC